Dreissena polymorpha is the source of this 3729-nucleotide messenger RNA. RefSeq names its product phosphatidylinositol N-acetylglucosaminyltransferase subunit H-like. The coding region runs from base 1211 to 1744 and encodes 177 amino acids. Gene Ontology annotation, cellular component: glycosylphosphatidylinositol-N-acetylglucosaminyltransferase (GPI-GnT) complex. The record is from RefSeq and is a predicted model, not a curated record. The transcript has 5 exons. Gene Ontology annotation, biological process: GPI anchor biosynthetic process. Lineage: Eukaryota; Metazoa; Mollusca; Bivalvia; Myida; Dreissenidae.
CUGUGAGAUUUUAAAAUCAUUUGGCACAUUUGUUCACCAUCAUUAAACGGUGUGUCGCGCAAAAGAAUUACGUCAAUAUCUCCAAGGUCAAGGUCACAAUUUGAGUUUGAAGGUCAAAAAUGGCCAUAAAUGAGCUUGUCCGGGCCAUUACUUUGUGCUUCAUUGUGAGAUUUUAAAAUCAUUUGGCACAUAUGUUCACCAUCAUUAGACAGUGUGUCGCGCUAAAGAAUCACGUCGAUAUCUCCAAGGUCAAGGUCACAAUUUGAGUUUGAAGGUCAAAAAUGGCCAUAAAUGAGCUUGUCUGGGCCAUUACUAUGUCAUUCAUUGGUACAUUUUAAAAUCAUGUGGCUCAUUUGUUCAUUAUUGGACGGUGUGUCGCGUGAAAGAAUUACGUCAAUAUCUCCAAGGUCAAGAUUCGAGUUUAAAGGUCAAAAUGGCCAUAAAUGAGCUUGUCUGGGCCAUUACUAUGUCAUUCAUUGUGCGUUUUUAAAUCAUGUGGCACAUUUGUUCAUUAUUGGACGGUGUGUCGCGCGAAAGAAUAACGUCAAUAUCUCCAAGGUCAAGGUCGCCACAACUAAAAAUUGAUUGAUUUUGCAACAACUAUGUAUCUAUGAACAAUCAGUAACAAUUAACAUUUUGAUUUAGAGUUGUCUUUCUUUAUCAGACUUUUUUUCUAAUUGAAAUCAAGGUCAAUUUUACACAAGGGGGUUAACAAUACACAUUUUGAAUUGACUCCCUUUAUCAGACUUUUUUCAACUGAAAACCUGGUUUUGUGACAAUUUUGUCCCUUGUUUUAAAUUGUAUUCUUGUUUUUUUCCCCGGAGAUUUUUAGUUCAAAUGUUUAAAUUUAUCAAUAUAAAGCAUUUAAUGACAAGCUUCAAUACAUGCCAAAAUCUGUUGGACGGCCCCUAGGCUGCCAGUUCUAAAAUGGCGCCUUACGAAAUAAUCUAUAUGGAGUAUUGGGCAUUUCUUGGCUUCACUAUCAAAGCCAUCGGUAUACGUGUAUAUUUAUCACUCUGAAUAUGUUGAAAUAAUAAAUAAUCAACCGAUAUAACAGUGACUUCUGCGUCAUUGUUCAGAAGAGUUGUCCUAAGAAUGAGAGUGUGUGUGUGUGUUGUAACCGUUAAACAAACGUCUUAUUAACUAGGAUCUACUGAAAUAACCAGUCUAUAAACAGGAAACGGCAUGAUUGUAAACAAACCUUAAUGUUAUGACAUUUCUCUUCAGUCAUAAUGAAAUGCUUGUUAAAGAUUAUGGAAAGCAAGGCACUGAAAUUAUUUUCACAAAAGGGAAACCUACAACUGCAGUGAUAACUCUCCUGUCUUUCUUUAGUUUUGCAAUGUGGAACUGUAUCCAUUAUCAUCAGUAUACUUUAUUGCAGAAUUGUGUAUUGCUGGCUGUGAUAUUGACCACACUUUAUGCCAUAAUUUACUGCCUCAGGAUAGUACACAAAGAAUCUCUGCUGAUAAUCUCUUCUAUUGGUAUUACUUCCACUCGAUGUUGUCUACUUGGAGUCUCCCACAAAUACUUUGAUGUUCACCACGUGGAGGAUAUAGUCAUAGUUGAAGCAGUAUCUAUGCAUCAAGUUAUCUUUGAGCUGGUGGUCAUUCAAAAGACGAACACUUCAGAUGUUACAUCACCUAAAAUUUACCCAUUAUUUUUGGAUUUUCAACCCAAACUGGCAGAUCUGCUCACCAUAUACAGACAAGCUCAAGAAAAAUUGAGGACCAUGGAAGAAAGAUGACAAGAAAUAAUUUAGAUUUUCACAUUUAUAUCAAGCUCACUAUUUAUCUAGACAAACUUUUCCUGUACAUGUGUUAUUGCAUUUAUCAAAACUACUUACCAAGUACAUAUCUCUGACAAAGGGUAAUGAUUGAGGCUAAUGAUCGCUUUUAUCAGCGUGCUUUAUAGCUCACUCAAGCACGAAGUUACCUCUGUAUAGAUCUCAUUUUUCAUCCAAUCCAAUCUAGAACUCUGCAAUCGUUGUGAAACUUUAUCAGAAAGUUUAUUUUGAAAAUAUCUAGGCCAAAUUUUUAUAUCGGUGAAGUGCGUCACACAACUACGUCACAAUGUCAAAUCUCAGAGAAAGAUCUUGUUAUUACUCUAAAAGCCACAUUUAUGACUAAACCAUGAUGAAUGUUGGUUCCUAUGUUUAUCUUAAAAAUAUCAAGGCAAAGAACCAAGCUUGGUCACAAACAUUAGGUGACCUGGUCAAAUCUUUAAAUAAAAACAAAAGUUAAAACUCUAGUGCUUUUACUAUUGCUAUUUUUUACUCGUGUCUUGGUGAAAAUUUGUCUUGAACAUAAUAAGCAAAAAUUGAUUUGGAUAAUAUGCAUCGGAAAAUUUAGUCACGUCCUCAAAUGUGAGAAAAAAACAAUUUUACCUCUUUAACAGCCACAUAUAUGACAUCUUGGUCAAGGUCAAGUCUUCUUUAAUUUGUGUAAUUGGAACCGAGGUGAGCGUUUUAUGGCCAUCUUGGCACACUUUCUGUGUAUUUGCUUGUGUGUCGUCGUACAGGAUGACAUGCAGGUGUUGCUUUGGUGGCAUUGGCUUUGUUGGCCACAUUAGCAUCCUUUAAAGUUUAUUUCAGACAGAAACUUGUAAUACAUGUAAAUGUUAAAUUGUCUGAAUCACUUUGGUGUUAUUGGCCGCCAGGCAACACAUUGCAAUGUUCAUGUAUAUAUAUAUAUAUAUAUAUAUAUAUAUAGCAUUAUUUGUGUCAAUUUAAUCCAGAAAUAUAUAGUUAAACAAAUUAUGUAUUUGCACUUUUUUCAAGUAAAAUUAAGAUUUUCUGAUUUUGCUGAAAGCUUUAUUCGUGCCUUGAAUUCAAUUUCAUGUUGUUUUUUUAAUAUAAAGUAUUGUUAGUGAUGCAUUUGGUGAUUAUUGUGUUCAAAAUUUCUUAACGAAAAGCCAAUCAUUUUCAGAGACAUGUGCAUUUGCAUCAGAGUCCUAGCUAGGUUAAAGUUUUUUUGUUUGCUUGGUUUUCAGGAACAGCAUUCAAAUUUGCAACAUUUAUUCCACAUAUUAAAAUGACACUUUUGACUAAGUUUUGAAAUGGCAGUUCGAAAUGUAUCAAACAUACGUUUGUUUGUUUUUCUUGGAAAUUGUUGUCACUGUUAGUCAAUAAAGAAACAUUAUUUCUUUUAAAAGUCAAUGUUUAUGUUCUCAUUUGAUAUUUAACCUGUUUGAAUAACUCAUGACAUAUGCAAACAUGUUUGGUUUAGAAAAACUCGCCAAAGUUUGAGACAACAAGAAAAGUUGAGCACACUGUCCUCCACUGCUCUUGAUAAAUUGAGAAAAUAAUUUCUUUGUCUUUUUUGUUGUAAUUCUUCCACGUCUUUCUUGUAUUUGUACUAGAAAUAUCAAAGCAAAGAUAUCAUAAUCAAAAUGCAUUUUUAUUGAAUUGUUAUUCUCAUAAUUUCAGUUUAUUACAGACCUAUAAGAAUUACAAAAAGAUUGUGUUGUAAACCAAUAGAUUGAAUAUUUUAUUUAUUUAUUUAAUACCUGCUUGUAGAUUCUUUCACUCAGUUUUACAAUUGCUUAAUCAAACUUUUCAGUGCAUAUCUGUUCAAACGGUACAUGCUUUUUGUAUUCACCCAGUUGUAAAUGUUCAAUUUUAUAAAUAAAAAUGUUUGUUAUUUUUGUUCUGAAGACACACUUUCAUUCUCUAGAAACGUGUUGUGAAUAUUUAUAUUUUCUGUAAAAAAAAUAAAAAUGCUUUUCACACAA